GGAAGGUCAAUGCUAUCACUCACCUAGACUCAAAGCUGCUUGCUCCUCAAACAGUGCUUCUUCACCAUGAGUGGGUGUCCAUUUUUGGGAGAAAACUUUGGAUAUGCUUUUAAAAAUCUCUCAGUCAAAGACAGUGAAGAAGACAAAUCACAAACAGGUGUGAAUAGAGCCAGCAAAGGAGGACUCAUCUAUGGAAAUUACCUGCAGUUGGAAAAGGUUUUGAAUGCACAAGAACUUCAAAGUGAAAUAAAAGGAAAUAAAAUCCAUGAUGAACAUCUUUUUAUCAUAACUCAUCAAGCUUAUGAACUCUGGUUUAAGCAAAUCCUCUGGGAAUUAGAUUCUGUUCGAGAGAUCUUUCAGAAUGGUCAUGUCAGGGAUGAAAGGAACAUGCUCAAGGUCGUGACUCGGAUGCACCGCGUGGUGGUGAUCCUUAAGCUCCUGGUGCAGCAGUUUUCUGUGCUGGAAACCAUGACAGCGUUGGACUUCAAUGACUUCAGAGAGUACUUAUCUCCAGCAUCAGGCUUCCAGAGUUUACAAUUCCGACUGUUAGAAAACAAGAUAGGUGUUCUUCAGAGCUUGAGAGUGCCUUAUAAUAGAAGGCACUAUCGUGAUAACUUCAAGGGAGAAGAUAAUGAACUGCUACUUAAAUCCGAGCAGGAAAAAACACUUCUACAACUGGUGGAGGCAUGGCUAGAAAGAACACCUGGUUUAGAGCCACAUGGAUUUAACUUCUGGGGAAAGUUUGAAAAAAAUAUCAUCAAAGGCCUGGAAGAAGAAUUCAUAAGGGUUCAGGCUAAGGAAGAGUCUGAAGACAAAGAGGAACAGAUGGCAGAAUUUCAGAAACAGAAAGAGGUGUUACUGUCCUUAUUUGAUGAGAAACGCCACGAACACCUGCUUAGUAAAGGUGAGAGACGUCUGUCAUACAGAGCACUCCAAGGAGCACUGAUGAUUUACUUUUACAGGGAAGAGCCUCGAUUCCAGGUCCCUUUCCAGUUGCUGACUUCCCUUAUGGACAUAGACACACUCAUGACUAAAUGGAGAUAUAACCAUGUAUGCAUGGUGCACAGGAUGCUAGGCAGCAAGGCUGGCACCGGGGGCUCCUCAGGCUACCAGUACCUGCGCUCGACUGUGAGUGACAGGUACAAGGUGUUUGUGGAUUUAUUUAACCUUUCAACAUACCUGGUUCCUCGACAUUGGAUACCAAAGAUGAACCCGAUGAUUCAUAAAUUCCUUUACACAGCUGAGUACUGUGACAGCUCCUACUUUAGCAGUGAUGAAUCAGAUUAAUUCAUCUGAAAAUUCUGUGAGAAGUACUGAUCUCUCACUCUAAAUUCUAUUUUUAAAAUUUGCAUUGAAUACAUGAAAAGUCUUAAUGUGAUAUAUUUAUGUACUUAGUUCAGUACCAUGAUGUUCUGAUUCAAUUCUGGAAACAAUGCUGUUACCUCAUGUUUGUGAUAUAAGAUUAAGCAUUAAGAUGAGAAAUAAUUCAGUUAUUGAAUGUUGUACAAAUAGUGUUUCCCUAUAAAAAUUCAGUUU
Messenger RNA from Castor canadensis (American beaver), 1536 nucleotides. It is a transcript of the gene Tdo2, whose product is annotated as tryptophan 2,3-dioxygenase. Lineage: Eukaryota; Metazoa; Chordata; Mammalia; Rodentia; Castoridae. The record is from RefSeq and is a predicted model, not a curated record. Gene Ontology annotation, molecular function: metal ion binding; L-tryptophan 2,3-dioxygenase activity; heme binding.